AUGACCUUCCCCUGCGGACCAGGAAAAGAAGGCAUUGUCCCUAAUGCAGUGUGGAAGUGGCUUCGUAAAGCUGCAGCUGAUGUGACUCUGGAUCCUGAUACAGCAAACCCCUGGCUUGUCCUGUCUAAGGACAGGAAACAAGUGAGAGAUGGAGACACAAAGCAGGAUCUCCCUGACAACCCAGAGAGGUUUAAUCUUGUUGUCAAUGUCUUGGGGAAAGAGGGGUUUUCUUCAGGGAGACAUUACUGGGAGGUGCAGGUUGGGGACAAGACUGAGUGGGAUUUAGGAGUGGCCAGAGAGUCCAUCAACAGGAAGGGAGGAAUAACAUUGAGUCCUAAUAAUGGUUACUGGACUAUCUGGCUGAGGAAUGGAAAUGAGUACGAUGCUCUCACUAACCCCAUUCCUUUCCUCCACAUGAGUGUGAAGCCCCAGAAGGUGGGGGUGUAUGUGGACUAUGAGGAGGGUCAGGUCUCCUUUUACAGUGUGGAGGACAAGCAUCAUAUCUACACUUUCACUGGAUAUAAAUUCACUGAGAAACUCUAUCCAUUCUUCAGUCCUUCUCUCAGUAGCAAGGGUAGAAACUCAGCACCACUGAUCAUCACUUCUGUCAGUCCAACCGCAUGA
Molecule: messenger RNA, 624 nt
Organism: Scleropages formosus (Asian bonytongue)
Lineage: Eukaryota; Metazoa; Chordata; Actinopteri; Osteoglossiformes; Osteoglossidae
Product: zinc-binding protein A33-like
Exons: 4
Coding region: 1-624 (207 amino acids)
Molecular function (GO): protein binding
Source: RefSeq, a predicted model, not a curated record